UUCAAGAAUGAGUGAGAGGAAGGCAGGCCUACAGGGAUCUCAGAGGGUUAUGCAGGCCGGGGCUGGGCUAUAAAAAUACCAUUGGCUGUUCCCUAGCACGUCCAAAGUGCAGCCCACAUGUCUUGCCUUUCCAUCCACUACACUGGUUACUCUGCUUAAAAGGGAGCCAGAAGUGUGCAACUCUCAAGAGGAACGAUGGAAGAUUCUAGGCAAACCAAGACCCAAGGGUCCCUGCUCCCUGAAUCUAAGAUGCCAUCUCCCCCACAGAGGUUCACGCUGAUACUGGGGCUGGUGACACUAGUGGCCGCAUUUGGAUCAUCUUUCCAGUAUGGAUACAAUGUCUCAGUCGUCAACUCUCCCUCUGAGAUCAUGCAAAGAUUUUACAACCAAACCUACUAUGAGAGGAAUUCGGUAUAUAUGAGUGAUACAGUCGUGACCCUGCUGUGGUCUGUCACUGUGUCCAUGUUUCCUCUGGGAGGCUUAAUUGGGUCACUCAUGGUUGCCCCGAUGGUAAAUAAAUGUGGCAGAAAGGGGACCUUGCUGAUCAACAACAUAUUUUCCAUUGUUCCUGCAAUUUUGAUGGGAUGCAGCAAAGAGGCCAGGUCCUUUGAGAUAAUCAUCUUUGCCCGAAUUGUGGUGGGAAUAUGUGCAGGUCUGUCCUCCAAUGUGGUCCCCAUGUACUUGGGAGAGUUGGCCCCCAGAAACCUGAGAGGGGCCAUUGGUGUGGUACCUCAGCUAUUCAUUACUGUUGGAAUCCUUGUAGCCCAGAUCUUUGGUCUUCGGAGCAUUUUAGCAACUGAAAAGGGAUGGCCAAUUCUCCUCGGGUUGACUGGGAUCCCUGCAGCUUUGCAGCUGAUGUUGCUGCCCUUCUUCCCAGAGAGUCCCCGGUACACCUUGAUUCAGAAAGGAGAUGAAGAAGGAGCCCGAAAUGCUUUAAAGAAACUGAGAAACUCUGAUAAUAUUGAGGCUGAGAUAGAGGAGAUCCGUAUGGAGGAUGAGAUGGAGAAGGCCGCUGGCAAAGUGUCUGUGCUGAAACUCUUUACCACCAAGUCUCUCAGGUGGCAGCUCAUUUCCAUUAUCAUCUUAAUGGCUGGCCAACAACUCUCAGGAGUCAAUGCGAUAUACUACUAUGCAGACGAGAUCUACAGGGGAGCUGGAGUGACUGAAAACGAUGUCCAGUAUGUCACAGUGGGGACAGGUGCAGUCAAUGUGGUGAUGACCUUCUCAGCUGUAUUCAUUGUGGAGCUCUUAGGGAGGAAGAUGCUCAUCUUGAUUGGCUUCAGUAUCUGCUGCUUGGCCUGCAUCGUGUUAACAGCAGCCCUUUCACUCCAGAAUUCAGUGGCUGGGAUGCCUUAUGUCAGCAUUACUUGUGUUAUCUCCUAUGUUGUGGGUCAUGCACUUGGGCCUAGUCCCAUUCCUUCGCUGAUUAUCACUGAAAUCUUCCUGCAGUCCUCCCGGCCCUCUGCAUUCAUGGUCGGAGGCACUGUCCACUGGCUGUCCAACUUCACUGUGGGGUUGAUCUUUCCUUUCAUUCAGGAGGGUCUCGGUGCCUACAGCUUCAUCAUCUUUGCUGUGAUAUGUCUCCUUACCGCAAUUUAUACAUUCUUCAUCGUCCCAGAGACCAAGGCUAAGACAUUUAUGGAAAUCAACCAGAUUUUUGCCAAGAUUAAUAAAGUGCCAGAAAUUCAGCCAGAGAAACAGGAACUGCAGGAUUUCAAGCCUUCUGUUGCUCUGUAGGAGUCCCUGGCCUACACCAGCUUGCCUCUUUCACUUUUCCAGCUCAGAAUUGGGCCUUUCCAGAAGCAGAGAUGGGUCCUGUACUCUACAGACUGUGGCUCAAGACUCCAGACUCCUGGCAAACUGGGAAUAUCUCUUGAACUCUUUCUAUGGGACAGGACUCACAGCUGCUCUUCAGCCCAGGUUGAGCAACAGCUCCUUUGUGACUUUUUAUCAUAUGAACUUUUUUAAAAAAAAUUUUGGUGAGGCAAUUGGGGUUAAGUGACUUGCCCAGGGUCACACAGCUAGUAAGUGUCAAGUGUCUGAGGCUGGAUUUGAACUCAGGUCCUCCUGAAUCCAGGGCCAGUGCUCUAUCCACUGCACCACCUAGCUGACCCCAUAUGAACUUUUAUACUGAAAACAACCACCAUGGAGAGAUGAUAGGAGUAAAGUUUGGGGACCUUCAGGGGCCUGUGGGUCACCCUGAUACAAUCAGUUUCUUCCUACCAUUUUCUGCCCUGGGAAUAUCAUUCUUAGAAAAUGUCAUGUUAGAAACACAAACACACCAAGACAAAUAGAUGGUUGUGGAUAGUUUGGCUAAGUGGGAGUGUAGAGAAAGGCUCAAGUUCCCAUUCUAACCUUAAUCCAAAAUGUUAUUUGGUAAGGAGAACUCUGAUUGUUUCUAUGUACUCAUUAAAGCAGACUCGAUCAUUUUCCAUUGAAAACAGGCUGUUUCCUGGUAAAUGGUAAUUGGUUACACUAAUAUUCCAAUGUUCUGUGAUCUCAUUGAUUCUGGAGUGUCCCACUUACCCCUGCUACCCUACCAGGGAAGAUUCAUCUUGUGCGAUUCUCAUUUGUGUCCUCCUGAUGGUUUACCACCAGAGCUCCACCCAAUGUAUUGAUUACCUUCCCAUUAUAUUGACAUCAGUCUGGCCUUUCAUUUCCUGAAUGAGUGAGAGGGAAGCAGAUCUAUAGGGAUCUCAGAGGGUUACACAGGCUGGAGCUAGGCUAUAAAGAUACCAUUAACUGUUCCUUGCAUGACCAAAGUGCAAUCCGCAUGUCUUCCUUCCCUUUCUAUCCACUAUACUGAUUACUCUGCUUAAAAGGGAGCCAGAAGUGUUACACUCCUAGAGGAACUAUGGGGAACCCUCAGAACACCUCAGAAGGGGUAAGUCUUUCAGACUGGGCAGAGGCCUAAGGCAAGGGAACUCUUAGAUGACUAACAAACUUGAGCAGGAAUGGGGGGAAAGUGGACAAAGAAAAUAAGAAUUUCUCCAGGGGAAAGGGAGGGAUACCAUAAAUGGAUUCACUGGUAGAUGCUGUUGGAGCUCAGGUAUGUGAAAGGAAACUCAGAAGAGGCCCAACCCCCCAUCCUUGCUCAAAAGACACGUGGAAGAUAGAUGGUACCCUACAGAUAUAAGAAUGUAAGCUCUCUGAGGGCAAGACAUGUUGGUUUUUUUAGCUUUGUAUUCCCAUAGCCUGGCACAGGCAGAAUUGAACUGAAUUGAAUUCCAUCCCUAGCCUGGACUUAUUUGGGGAUCAGAAUAGAUUGGAAAAAGGGCUGGGGGAAAAAUGGAAGAUGGGAGAAGAGUGGAAGAUGGAAUUGGUUUAAAAUGAUCACACAGAAAAAGGGUUAAAAAUAAUGGCGCUAAUACUUUAGAGGUCAUCUGAGAUUUGCCAAGUGUUUUAUAUAUGUGAUGCUAUACUAUCCUCAUAAAAACCUUUCCAGGUGUAGGUACUACAGAUGAGGAAACUGAGGCUCAGAUAAGUUAAGUGACUCACCCAAUGUCUUUUUCUUAGCCAGUGCCAGUACCACUUUAAAAAAAUACUAGACUGCCUUCCUUCACAUUUUUCAAAUUGAUUCCCUUAAUAUUCUUCCAGAUCAGUUUUAUAAUUUCCUAACUCUAUAAAAUAAUUCUUUGGUAGUUGUAUUGACAUGAUACUGAAUAAAUAAAUAAAUUUAGAUAGAAUUGUCAUUUUAUCUUAUUGACUUGGCCUACCAACAGGCAAUUAAUAUUUCUCUAAUUGUUUAGAUCUAUCUUUGUGUGAAAAAUGUUUUGUAAUUGUGUUCAUGUAGUUUUCUGUGUUCGUCUUGGUAGGUAGAAACCUAAGUAUUCUAUACUUACUGUCUGUAAUUAUUUUAAAUUAAAUUUCUCUUUCUCUAUCUUCCUGCUGGAUUUCAUUAGUAAUAUAUAGAAAUCCUAAUGAUUUAUGUGGGGUUUAUUUUAUAUACUGCAACUCUGCCAACAUUAUUCAUUGUUUAACUAGUUUUUUAUCUGCAAAAAGUGAUCAUUUCAUUUCCUUGAGGUCUAUUUUUUUUUAAGUGAGGUAAUUGGGGUUGAGUGACUUGCCCAGGGUCACACA
Messenger RNA from Dromiciops gliroides (monito del monte), 4080 nucleotides. Its product is annotated as solute carrier family 2, facilitated glucose transporter member 5-like. Gene Ontology annotation, biological process: fructose transmembrane transport. The record is from RefSeq and is a predicted model, not a curated record. NCBI's taxonomy places the organism in Eukaryota, Metazoa, Chordata, Mammalia, Microbiotheria, Microbiotheriidae. The coding region runs from base 196 to 1737 and encodes 513 amino acids. Gene Ontology annotation, molecular function: fructose transmembrane transporter activity. Gene Ontology annotation, cellular component: membrane. The transcript has 12 exons.